AUGAACCUGCGUGGCUUGUUCCAGGACUUCAACCCCAGCAAAUUUCUUAUUUAUGCCUGCUUGCUGCUUUUCUCCGUGUUGCUCUCUCUACGUCUGGAUGACAAAAUUCAAUGGAGUUACUGGGCUGUAUUUGCUCCAAUAUGGCUCUGGAAGCUAAUGGUGAUUGUUGGUGCCUCAGUUGGAACAGGAGUAUGGGCCCGAAACCCACAGUAUCGAGCCGAAGGAGAAACCUGUGUGGAGUUCAAGGCCAUGUUAAUCGCAGUAGGCAUCCACCUGCUGCUGCUGAUGUUUGAAGUUCUGGUGUGUGACAGGAUCGAACGAGGAACCCACUUCUGGCUUCUGGUCUUCAUGCCAUUAUUCUUUGUAUCUCCAGUGUCAGUCGCAGCUUGUGUGUGGGGAUUCCGACAUGACAGGUCUCUGGAGCUGGAAAUCUUGUGUUCAGUCAAUAUUCUACAGUUCAUAUUUAUUGCGCUCAGACUGGAUGAGAUCAUCAGAUGGCCUUGGCUUGUUGUCUGUGUUCCACUGUGGAUCUUGAUGUCCUUUCUGUGUCUAGUAGUGCUCUAUUAUAUUGUAUGGUCUGUGCUGUUCUUGCGCUCUAUGGAUGUGAUUGCUGAGCAAAGGAGGACACACAUAACAAUGGCUGUCAGCUGGAUGACAAUUGUCGUUCCACUGCUCACAUUCGAGAUCUUACUAGUACACAGACUGGAUGGACAUAAUUCUUUCUCUUUUAUACCCAUAUUUGUUCCUCUCUGGCUUUCACUAAUAACUUUAAUGGCAACAACAUUUGGACAAAAAGGAGGAAAUCAUUGGUGGUUUGGAAUUCGCAAAGACUUUUGCCAGUUCCUGCUUGAAAUUUUCCCUUUCUUACGAGAAUAUGGAAAUAUUUCUUACGAUCUUCAUCAUGAAGAUAAUGAGGAAACAGAAGAAACACCACUGCCUGAACCACCAAAAAUUGCACCAGCAAUGUUUCGAAAAAAGACUGGAGUGGUCAUUACACAGAGUCCAGGAAAAUAUGUGAUUCCACCUCCCAAAUUAAACAUUGAUAUGCCAGAUUAAGGUGACAGUAGCGUAUUAAAAUCGAACAGGGAAUCAGCAGACAAAUGUAUUUCAUCUCAUGCCUUGUCCUGAUUACUUUAAAAUAGGCAUUGCAGAAUCAGUGGCUUGGAUGACACAAAUCAGAAAUCUUGAAGAUAAUCAGACAAUUUUUCCAGAGAUAUGUGGUGGUCUAAUUUGUGAACCUUCCUAAUGGGUUGGUUGCACGCUUGUCUGUAUAGUAUUUAUAUGAACAUUUUACCAUUGUAAUAUAUUGUUUACAAGUCUUGUCCUGUACAGUGUAAGUAUUAUCUGAAAGUAUUUUUUUAAAAACCCUGUAUGAAAUGCCUAUACUAUUCUAAGUGUCUUCUAGGUCCUAAAUAUACACUUGAUUUCCAUGUCUGUUUUAAAUGCCUUGGGAUGCCUUAGUAUAGUACCCCUUCUUUUCCUGUUCAGCCACAAUCAUUGUCCUAAUCACAAGAGCACAGAAGUGUUGCACUUCUCAGGUGAGACUGGAAAGCUUUUUGGGAGGGAAACAGGAGGGAAACAGAAUGUAUAACAACUUAAGUGAUGUUUUUGAGUUAGCUAUGUAAACUUUCAUCUAAGUGUUUCAACUUUUUCCCUGCUUUGGCAGUUAAGUGUUGCUUUGGUUGCUUUUCCAGUUUCAUGGUUUAAUUCCUUUUGAGCAGCACAUACACCAUUCUGCCAUUAAACUGGCUGCCUAAAAAGCUGUUCCCACUUGCUCUUUGUGUGCAGUCUAGGCCAGAACCAUCAGCUGGUGUAAAUAUUCACAGACUGACAAUUUGCAGUGUUGGAAGGGACCCUCAAAGGUCAUCUUGUCCAACUUCCCCAGGAGUGAGCAGGGACACCCCUUAACUAGAUCAGGCUGUCCAAAUAUCAUAGCUUGGUCUUCAUUACCAAAUUUGUGUUGGUGUAAAUGAUUAAACUUUUCCAAGACAGGAACUCAUUAGUGUCAGUAGAGCUUUUUCCCAUUUGAAGAAAGACCACCUUUGACAGAUUGUCUUGGACUUCCAGGUGCUUUAAAGAAACAUAGUCUUUGAAACCUAUAAUCAAGUAUCUUAGAACAACAGGUGUCUGGUACUCCCACAUCUUUGCAGCUCCUCUUUGUGUUUAGGUGACCCCCUAGUUUAGGUAAAGGCCAAGAAAGGUCCUUACAAAGUUGGACUAGGCAAUCCUGUGCAAAAAGAGCGCCUUAUGUUCACCUGAGUAGAGCGCCAGCAGACACCAUGUCUGAAUGUGCCUCAGCUUUCUGAAGAAGUUCUGGAAGGUUGUUGAAGACAUCAAGUUUAUUUUGUGGGGUGACGAUGGAAAGCGGGUAGUGAUCCAUGAAGAACUGUUCAGAGGAAGCACUGUCAAGGAGAGGAUGUCUGAGAAUUUUUCCAUGUGAGAAUAUGAAGACCUUCACACAGCACCUCCUUCUGCUCGGAUUCACCAGAAAGCUCUGGGAUUUUCCAGAAUUUGGCUCAUGCAACACCUUGCUGUUUGAAGAAACAGCUUGGGAGUUUCACUUCUACUAUGACCCAUACUUAAGAAGGUAUUUGCCACAUCAGCUGCUGAAGUACAAAGCCAUCUUUGGUCUUGCAAAUCAAAUUCCAGCAGUUUUCACUGAACACAGACUGCACGCAUGUCACCAAAAAAGUGGAUGUUGAGCUGGUGUGGGAAACCACUUCCACGGAGGAGAGCAGCCCAUUUCCAGCAAGUCCAAGGGAAAAGAUGGAGACAUCUGCAAUCCCGGAGUCCACACCUGGCAAACAGCGUGACAGGGCAUCUCCCUGCAUCAGACAUGCCUUGAUAAUCAGCAUGUGCUGCUGCUGUGACAAACACAAGAGCCUGUGGCAGCAGAAGAUGGGCAGCAGCUCAGUCCUCUGGCUCCCUCUUCUGCUGCAGCACAGCAGCCCUGGCCUGGCUGGCAUCCAGGUUAGUGCUGCUGCUGCUUCACUGGGUCAUGUCCCUUUCCACCAGGGCUGGCACCUCCCAUCUCUCCACCUGUGCUGGCAGCAGCUGCUGCACUAUGCCAAGGCCACCUCAGGGCCAAACUCCACCCCACCACCCCUGCCCAUCAGCUACUUGUGCUCCAAACUGGAACUGCAGGCACUGGCCUUGGACCCCCAACCCAAGUCCCACCAGGUACCUUCUGCAGCUUUUUGAGAAGGUGCGUAAUCCAACACAACAGAGCCUCUCACGUGUUCCAAUAA
Molecule: messenger RNA, 3248 nt
Organism: Indicator indicator
Lineage: Eukaryota; Metazoa; Chordata; Aves; Piciformes; Indicatoridae
Gene: TMEM185A
Product: transmembrane protein 185A
Exons: 8
Coding region: 1-1056 (351 amino acids)
Source: RefSeq, a predicted model, not a curated record